This is a messenger RNA of Tigriopus californicus, 1284 nucleotides long. RefSeq lists its product as uncharacterized. The coding region runs from base 305 to 1255 and encodes 316 amino acids. The record is from RefSeq and is a predicted model, not a curated record. The transcript is spliced from 6 exons. NCBI's taxonomy places the organism in Eukaryota, Metazoa, Arthropoda, Copepoda, Harpacticoida, Harpacticidae.
GUUCUUAACCUCAACAUUCAAUAGCCAAUUAACGACUUUAUAAAGAAGCCAAAACAUUAUGUAAUGCACCAGAAUAAAAGGUAGUGAGUUGUUGUAGUGCUCUUGGCUCGCUUGCUGGCUUAAUCCUUCCUGGCAUUUGUGUCAACGAAUGCCUCUCGCUUGAUGAUUCGAAUGCAUCAUUACUACGGGAGCUCUGGAAUUUUGAGGGAUUCUGGUGUGAUAUCCAAGCUUGAUGAGAGUGAGCGAGUGUGAUAUGGAAGGACUCGUUUGAUCCAAGUCGACCAAGCCACUCAGUGUGGUCGACAUGAUUGAGCUCAACUGGUGGGUGUUGCUGGUCCUGGAAGUGUUUUGGCUUCUAUUCAACCCCCUGGAAAUCGUUGGUCUACAGGUUCGAGCUCCUUGUUAUUCCAUCGUAUCCAUGCCAUCCGGAGGAUUCCACGAGUGCCUUGGGUCAUUUUUCUACCAGACACGGCUCUACGACGGAUGUAGUUCCAUCAAUGGCAUUUGGCAAUGUUCCAUUGCCAAUGACGACAAUUUCGUGGCUCGGGAAAUGGCCAAUUGCUCACGGGAAUGCAUUGAUGACUUGCUCUCUCCUUGUUCCACGACCCAAACCAUUGGCGACCAUGGAGUUCAGUUUCAAGGCUCCCCUUGUGAGUUCCCAUUUCAUUAUCAUGGUCGGAAUUACUAUUCAUGUACAGCGGCCGGUCAUUCGGAACUUUGGUGCACGAUCCACAAGAAUCAUUCAACUUUAGAUGACAUCAGUUGGUCAUGGGGACCAUGUGGACCAGAGUGUUUCGCGGACAAGCACUACUCGUGUCGGACAACAGAUGAUAAGGUUUGCCAGUUUCCGUUUGUGUAUCAGGACGAAACCUAUAAUGAGUGCACCCAUGUGGGACAUGACAAUCCCUGGUGUCCAAUAGUGGUGGAUGAAUAUGGCCAUGCUACUGAGCAUUGGGGCAAUUGCCGAGAUGAGUGUCCAGUCUCAAAUAGGACGUCAACCACUCGAAAAGUGGAAAAAUUGGAUGUGAAACAAGAAAUGAAGAUCAAUCCAGAAGUGUCCGUCAAAGGUCACGGAAAUGGAUGGCUGACAGGAUUUGUGAUUGUUGGGAUUCUACUGAUCUUAUCCAUCGUCGGGAACGUCUUUCUUGGACUCAAAAUAAAAGAUCGAGGAAGCCUCCAUCACGAUUGGGUUCAUUUCUCAAAGAAGAUUGAAGAGCGGCCCAACAUUUUGGAAGAAAACGACGAUAUAAUUUAAUUUCAGUGAAUAAAUCGGUGACUAAAAAA